Messenger RNA from Manis pentadactyla (Chinese pangolin), 4090 nucleotides. It is a transcript of the gene EFCAB12, whose product is annotated as EF-hand calcium binding domain 12. Gene Ontology annotation, molecular function: calcium ion binding. NCBI's taxonomy places the organism in Eukaryota, Metazoa, Chordata, Mammalia, Pholidota, Manidae. The record is from RefSeq and is a predicted model, not a curated record. The transcript has 9 exons. The coding region runs from base 1449 to 3179 and encodes 576 amino acids.
CUGACUUUAAAAGUGCUAUGUUAAUGUGACCUGUAGGGAUGGUCUGAGGGACUACCUCAGGUUGUUGAGAGGGUCGCAAAGAUAAUCCAUUUCAGCAAAGGGGGUGCCUUACGCAGAGUUAAGACUCAAGUGUUUGUUUUUUUUAUUUAACUUCUUGUUUAUUUAUAAAACUUUUAUUGAGGCAAAAUUCCUAUAACAAAAUACAUCAUAGAGCCAUUUUUAUAGUGUACGAUUUCCUGGUUUUUAGUAGAUUUAAAAUGUGCAACCAUCAUCAACAAUUCCAGGACAUCUCCAUCACUCCAAAAAGAAAUGCUGUACCUGGUAGUAGUCAAACCCAGUGUCCUUCCAUCCCUCUCUAGCUUCUGGCAAACAAUUUACUUUCUGUGUCUAUAGGUUUGCCCAUUCUGGGCAUUUCUUGUAAACAGAACUAUAUAACAUAUGGCCUUUUGUGUCUGGCUUCUUUCACGUAGCAUGAUGUUUUGGGGUUCAUCUAUAUUGUAGCAUGUGUCAGCACUUCUUCAUUCUUUUUUAUGACUGAUAUUUUGUUGUUAUUCCACGCUUUGUUUAUUCACCAAUUAAUGCACAUUUCAAGUUUUUAUUAAAAUCCCUGUUCUUAGGUUCUAUAAUCCCAAAGCAUGGCGCUCUGGCAUAAGGGGGCAAAGCAUACUGAAAUACUGCCUCUGUUUGGCCAUGACUUGCUUGGGUUCCUAUGACCUGACUGAAAGGCAGGGCCUGUUUUGAGCAUGAGAACACAGACUAAGAUGUGGAAACCUCCUGAAGAUCCUAAGGUUUACAGGAAAGCAGGGAUUCACUACUCCAGAUUCAGGGGCCACUGGGCCAAACUACAGAAACAGACUAAAGAUACAGAGAACAAUCUGGUAGUUAGUUGCCAGCCAAGAGGAGGGAUGGAGGGAUAGUGAAAUAGGAGAAGGGAAUAAAAAAUUAAAAGGUACAAAGUUCCGGAUAUAAAAUAAUUAAGACGGGAUGCAAUGUACAACAUAGGGAAUGUAAUUAAUAUUGUAACAACUUUGUAUGGUGACAGACAAUUACUAGAUUUAUCCAGGUGAUCACUUCCUAAUGUAUAUAAAUGUUCAAUCACUAUGUCGGGCACGCGAAAACUAAUGUAACAUCGUGUGUCAACAACGCGAAAUACAGAGAAAGGAAAACGGAAUCCUGUCUUUUGCCGAGCCCGGAACUGCGUUUCGGCCCCUCCCAGAUCCGUCAAAAGGAGCCGGAUGUGUGGCGCUGGGCUCCGUGCGUGACAGCGCUCAGCCAAUGGGCGCCGGGCGUCCGUAGUCCUGGCAACAGCCGCUUCCAAGCUCAGAGUAGCGCGACUCUCGCAAACUUUGGAAUUACUCAUUUUUUAUACACCAGCCCCCGCUCAAGCAAACACAUACGGACACACACACAUUCACUCAAUCUUCACACCUGUUGGCAGCGCCGCGACUAUGGACGAUUUCUAUGAAACGUACCAGGCUGUGUUCUUAACCACUGCUGCUUGGUACCAGUCUGAGACCCUGGCUGAUGAUGAAAAUGCCAGCAAGGACCCCGUCUUCGAUCCUCAACUGGUUAUUGCUCACUGCUUCAAGCAGUUCAAGCAGGAGGGCUUCCAGCUGCCUCAAAGCCGCCGGCGGAUCAUUAUCUUGCCACAAAAAGGAGACCCAGUGCCCAUCAAUCCCAUGCCCCAGCCCCAGAGUCCCCCACAGCCCACCCCCACCUUCAGAGUCCUGGAAGCUGGGGACAUCCAAGGGCAGUUGGAGGACACGAGGACCUGGCUGAGCCGGAGGUUGAAGCUUCGGCAGGACCUGGAAUCAUUUGGUAACCCAGAGAGGUGGCUGCAGCACAAGCCCUGCCUCACGCCUUCAGAGGCCAAGGUCUUACAGGUGAUCCACAAAGAGCAGGAGCCCCAGUUGAGGGCCCAGCAGAUUACUACCAGAGCCACCAAGAAGAAAUGCUGCCUACCCUUCUGUCGGGCGGUGCCCCAGCUCCAACUGCCCAAGCCCUCCGCCCUGCUGGCCUUGUAUUCCUACCUGCGUGGCCACAAGAUCAAGAUCCUGGAGAUAUUUAGCAAGGUGACCCAGGACAAGAACCAGAGCAUCUCCAGGGAGGAGUUCAUUGUGGCUCUGAAGUCGAUCAGAGUCCCUCUGAAAAACCAGGAGUUGGAGGAUAUUGUGAUCUAUCUCAGCUCCCUGGGGAAGCAAAACACCAUCACCACAGAUAUCCUGGCCGACAGCUACAAGCAGUGGUCUUUGGAUCAGCAGAGAAGCACCGUGCCAACCACCAGGGAGUAUUAUAGAUCUGCCAUGCAAAGAGCUUCCCCACAAAGUCCAUCCAAGAAUCAGAAGGUGAGUUUAGCCCCACAGCCUCCCAAGAUGGACCUGCUGACCGUACCCGUGGUGGACACGCAGAUGGAGGCGCGGCCCAUGACCCUGGAGGAGAUGGAAGAUGUGGGCAAGCGGUACCGGGAGAGGAAACGGCAGCACAAGCUCACUAUCCCCUCCAUCCAGUACAUGGAGCAGUGCCGCCUGGUGCGCAGCGGGAAUAAACACUUCGACGAGCACUGCCUGCCGUCCACCAUCAGUGGGGAGAUGAAGGAGGUCGUCAACAUGUACCGCAGGAACAACUUUCUGGCUUACCUCCAGUGCUGGAAGCUCUGUGAGUACUACGGCCUCCCGCUGACAGAGGAUGUCCUCAUGAAAGCCCUGCUGUACCCGGGAGACAAGAUCGUUUUCCAUAAGGACCAGGUGCGCCCGAUCCGGCAGCCAGGAGGCUACUACUCAGACCUGAAGAUCUUCGGUCCAAGUCAGGCCCUGCUCAGGUCUCAGGGCUUCAGCGAGUCUCUGGCAAGGAAGACUGACAAUAGGAGAACAUCAAAGAAAAUCAAGAAAAUACACUUUAAGGAGUUUGAGGAAUUCACCAGGAAGCUGAAGGCAAAAAGGCCCAGCGGUCCGCAGCGAACCCAUCCCAAUUUCUUCUGGCCGGGUCACCUCCUGGACAGGCUGAGGCUCUACCUGCCCACUGUGGCCAGGGACCGGAGCUUGGCACUUUUCAGCUGUGUCCAACCCCCGUCCCAUGCCUAUGCAGCCACCUACCACCCCAACCACUGGUGGCCUGUUAGGAACAUGAACUACAUGACCUGUGCCUAUUAUGAUGCCCCCAACAUCUUCUCCAUCAACUAGAGGGGCCUGGGUGUCAUUGGACCCAGCCAUCCUUGGGCCAGGGGUCAGUGCAGCCAGUAGUCCAGUGCCAUAGACCCAGGGGGAUAUCCAAGAGCCAGACAAAAGAAAGCAUUUCAGUGGGAUGGUCCCGGGCCUGCUCUCUCUCAAGCAAAAGUGUCCAGUGUCUUGGAGGGUGGAUGUGUCCAAGGAAAGCUGUGCAGUUUCUGUGUGUUCCCUUGUCCUGACCUCUCCCUUUUGAAAUAAACCAGGUUGGAGUUUUUUCUCAUGCCUUCUGUGAUCCUGCUCAUGGGGUUUCUUGCUCAGGAGCUAUGGCCAGAGGGGUGUUUUAAAAGCUGGGGUGCUGCACUUGAGGGAAUACCACAGGCACAUUCCCUGGGAUGUUAUCAGGGAUGCCUGUAUGGCAUCUCCAGCCACUUGUCCUGGGAACUCAGUGCCCAUAGGGAAGCCAGCCAGCAUGGGUAGCCCUGUGCCUUUCUCUGUGAAAUAAGGUAGCAGCAUGUCCCUCAUCCCCCAAGGUCUGAGUCCUUUGGGUCACUGCUUCCAAAUUUCUGGGUCUUUUGCAGUUGGAGGCAUGUUGUCUGUUCAGGAGCCCUUUGCCUGAUAACCCACCUGACUGGGUCAAGACCUUUUCCUUCACAACAUGCAGGAUGUGGCCUGCUAUUAUUAUUAACAUAAUGCUUCCAUGCUCCACAUCCCAUCUGACUUCCCCCAGCCUGCAGGAUAAGCAGGACUUGUGAGGUGUGGCACAGUCACAGACACAAAGGGGUUCCAGUCUCACCCCACUGCUUGCCAGCUGUGUGACCUCGGACAAGACAGUUCACAUUUCACUUCCUGGGUCUCCUCAAACUCCCCUUCCCGUCACAGCUGAAAUCUCAAGGAGCAGCUGGCAACUCUCUUUUCCCUUCCCACUU